UCGUCGCGUGGCAAGCGUGUAUCCCUCGCAGAGCAGCUGAUGACGGUCGCGAACAGGGAUAAUCUGUCUGUCGUCACGCAGUUGGUGUUUAUCUUGGUGGCGAGGAUAUUUUUUUUUCGCUCCGUCGCGAAUAUUUCCUUUCGUCACGAGACGAACGACGAUUUUUACGGACAAGAUCGCGAAUAAAGUGCGCGCGUGUCGCGUUGUCUCGUCAGUGCCAUAUGUACUUCGUCGACGACAUUGGUCGAUAUGUGGGUGAAGCCACAAGAGGUGUUGCUCGCCAACGCAUUCUGGAUUACUGAGCAAGCAACUGUAUAUUUUGUUUUACAACGUCGCAAAGGACAUGGGAAAACCAAAGGUCUUACUUCUAUAUUGGUUGGUACAUUGGACAGUGUCUUCGACACUAAACCACCACCUUUUAGGAUUCUUCAUCAAACACCAUCAUCAGAAGUUUAUUGGGAGGUGGCAUGUUCUCUAACUCGUGAAGAGAUUUUGCAAGAUUGGGAAUGGCUUCAUACAAAUUUAAUGACUACGCUCACAUCGUUUGAUACUGAGGAAGAGAUAACAGAAUUCGUUUGUUGCAAAAUCCAAUCCAUAAUAGCAAAUAGCACUCCAGAUUCUCAAUUUGCAGAUGAAGAAGAUCCAGAAUCUUUUAAAACUGUAUCUUUUAAAUUCCAUCAAUUGUUCAAUGUACCCAAAGAAGACAAAUUGGUCAAUUAUUAUUCAUGCAGUUACUGGAAAUCUCGAUUUCCCAGACAGGGAUGGCUCUAUUUGUCUGUAAAUCACAUGUGCUUUUAUGCUUAUAUAUUUGCAAGAGAAACAAAAUUGAUUGUAAGAUGGACAGACAUUACUGAAUUGAGCAAAACUUACUCCCUUCUAGUUCCAGACAGUAUACGUGUUGUAACGCGUGACAAUAAAGAGCAUUAUUUUUCCAUGUUUUUACAUAAAUCUGAAACAUAUUCAUUAAUGGAACAACUAACCAAUAUUGCUAUGAAAAGACUCAUUGAUGAAAAAAGUGGAUUCAAUGAAGAUAGAGAUUUAUUGAAUAAAUUAAGCAAAAAUGUACCUAAGAAACCAUCUUUCUUGAAGAGGGAUCUUGAUGCACGAGCACAUUCGGAAGCAUAUAGACUUCAAUUUAGGUUGCCAGGGAUUGAAAAGUUAGAUGGUAGCAUCGACGCAAGCCUUUGGACUCCAUACAAUAAGAGAUAUGUCAGGGGAAAAAUAUACUUAUCCCAAAAUUAUCUGUGCUUUGAUAGUAGGAUAAGCAGAUUCAGUAUAGUCAGUUUAGUUAUACCUCUGAGAGAAGUAACACUUGUGGAACCAGCGGAAAAUCAGUCUAGUACAGGAGCGGAUAAGUCAAUACUGGUUACGACAGCGCGUUCAUCAUUUCUAUUCGCUCAAAUACAUGAUAGAGAUUUCGUUGUACAAAAAAUCUCCGAGCUCCUAGCAAAAUCCAAACUCAAUUAUAUAGCUAAAGAUAACAUAUGUACAUCGAAUUCCUCGAAUAGUAACAUUAGCAACUGCGAAGAAGUGAAACCUGUAGAACACUGGAAACCUCAACCGCCAUUAAUGACGCUUUUCAAAGCUCCAUUGUCCCCUGAAGCUGCGUUAAAACAAGAAGCUAAAGAAAAACAAUGGGAGCUUCAUUUUGCAGAAUAUGGAAGGGGAAUAACAAUGUAUAGAACUAGGGAAACAUCGAAACUUAUUAUUCAAGGAAUACCACCAUCUCUUAGAGGAGAAGUUUGGCUCACCUUUUCUGGUGCUUUAAAUGAAAAGGCAAUGAAUCCAGAUUUAUAUAAAUCACUUGUCGAACAAGCUCUCGGAAAAUCAUGUCAAGCAAACGAAGAAAUUGAAAGGGAUUUGCAUAGAUCGUUACCAGAACAUCCUGCUUUUCAGUCCGAUACUGGAAUCAGCGCGCUGCGAAGAGUGCUUUCCGCUUAUGCAUGGCGAAAUCCUCAGAUUGGUUAUUGUCAAGCAAUGAAUAUAGUGGCCUCAGUCUUGCUAAUCUAUUGUUCUGAGGAAUCAGCAUUCUGGCAGUUAUGCAACGUCUGUGAGUCAUUACUACCUGAUUACUACGAUCGGAGAGUAGUCGGUGCUCUCGUUGACCAAGGUCUUUUAGAAGAAUUGGCUGCUGAGCAUUUGCCAAUUUUACAUGCCAAGUUACAAGAGCUCGGCCUAAUUAAAGUUAUCUCGUUAUCUUGGUUUUUAACUAUAUUUUUGAGCGUCAUGCCAACAAGUAGCGCCGUGAAUAUUAUGGAUUGUUUCUUUUAUGAUGGAGCAAAAGUUAUUUUUCAGAUAGCAUUGACAGUAUUGGAAUGGAAUCAAGACAAAUUACUUAGUUGUCGCGAUGAUGGAGAGGCUAUGCAAUUGUUGACAGAUUAUCUUGGUGGUGUUUAUAAUGAUGAAGGCCCAAUAUUUCCUCGACCAGUUGAUAGCACAUUACCCAAUAAGAGUAUAUCCAUCCAAACAUUAAUUUAUGAAGCAUAUUCGAGAUAUGGAACCUUGACAAUCGGUUGGAUAGAAAGAUUGCGCCUGAAGCAUAGACUUAGGGUAGUUCAAAGUCUUGAAGAUGGAAUUGAAAAGAAUGUAAUUAGAAGUGUUAUUGUUGAUAAAUAUAUGAAACAAGAAGAGUUACAGGAAUUAUUAAGCUUAGUAAGAGAAGAGCUAAUGAGUCAACGAAAAUCUGAACCUGAUCGUUACGAUCCAACUCAACCGCCAUACGAAGCGUAUAAAGUAGAUUUUGAUUUAUUCAGAAUAUUAUUCGGUGGCCUGUCUCCAUGGGGAAAGUGCACUCAGGCUGAAUCUCUCUCCGCUCGAUUAUUCCGUUUGCUGGACCGUAAUCGCGACGGUUUGUUAAAUUUCCGGGAACUAGUGCAGGCUAUAGGAAUGACAGCGACAGCUGAUCUGACACAAAGAUUAAAGCUGUUGUAUACAUUGCAUUUGCCACCGCUUCUUACGCCUGCCGAUUUCGAGUCACCGACACAUUCGGCAGAUGGAGCCGAAGUAGCAGCGGAAGCUACAGACUUCUUCGACAGCAUGGAGCAGAGUGUAGCUUCAUUGGAAAUGCCAAUUAGUGUGGCGGAAGAGCCGACUAUGGGCACUUUAUCACGAUCUACGAGCUUAACCAGCCAGCAGGGAGAUCAAUCAUGGGAAGUUCAAAGCAUGGGUAGCUUGCGCUCGAUGAUAGCGUCGAAGGACAGUCCAUUGGAUCUCAAAACUGUGCCAAAAAUGUCUCAAAGACAUUUUAUAGCCUUAUGGAAAACUCUUUAUGAUAUGUUUCCCGCGCAGCCCGAAGAACAAGAGACGUAUCAUUGUAUCGCUUCCAUAGGUACCCUUCUGCUUCAAUUAGGAGAUGUUGGUAAGAAAUUUUAUGUGGAAAGAGAAGAAUCUGACGAUAGCUUGCUUUUAGCUGCUUCCGCAGCUCAAACUUCUUCAGAUAUCGAAAGGUCACCUGACCGUAAUGGAAAUCCAUCGAGUAUAGCGUCGUCUGCUGACCCCGAUUGGUCGAUAACUGUUGAACAAUUUUUGGCAUCCGCUUUAACAGGUCAGGCAAUAGUGGAUUUCUUUAGUAAACGAACUAAUCUUAUGGAAGCUAUGGCGACACUGAAAAAUCGUAGAUUCAAUCGAGUUCAUUCUUUAUCAGACACUCCAACCCUAAAUGGAUGACAUAUGGUAAUCAAUGUGUAAGAGAACAUAAUAUCUAUAUAUUUUUCACAUAUGAUUGGCUCUUAAACAAAUUGACAAAAGAGAAAAUAGAAAUUGUUUAAGAAAAACAUACUCCUAUAUUAUUAUUUGGAAAAUGAAUUUUAAUUUGAAAUGAAACUUAUAUGCACGAGUGACAAUAUUUAAGUGAUAUUUAUGAUCAAAAAAAGAUAUACAUCAAGAUUU
Molecule: messenger RNA, 3888 nt
Organism: Camponotus floridanus (Florida carpenter ant)
Lineage: Eukaryota; Metazoa; Arthropoda; Insecta; Hymenoptera; Formicidae
Gene: Tbc1d8-9
Product: TBC1 domain family member 9
Exons: 19
Coding region: 250-3666 (1138 amino acids)
Molecular function (GO): calcium ion binding
Source: RefSeq, a predicted model, not a curated record